CCCCCUGCCGUUCUUCGAGAGUCUUCUUCCCCACCCCCCUUCUGUUCUCUCUCUGUCUCUGUUUCUUCUUCCCCGCCCCCCCUUCUUCUCCUCCUCUUACAUUUUUUUUGCUUGUUUUUUCUUUUUUACCGCCGUGAGCCACCAUCGUCGCGUUCGUCGUGCCUUGCCGGUGACAACCAUUCUUCCCUCACGACCUCUCUGGCGUUUCCUUUGAAGAAAAGGUUUCAGGCUUAUUUCACCCUCUCGUGUGUAUUAACAAAGAAGACCCGAAAACUCUCGAAUACUCCCCAAAGCUAGCAUUAUUAUAAUGCUGCAUGUUUUUCAUAAGCUAGACAAUUUCAGAAAUAUAUGAAUGGAAUUGGGACCCGUGACCAUAUUCCUAAAACCCCAAUCCAAAUUCCAAAAGAAUAAUGCCUCAACAAACUAGCUAGACAUCAUAAAACCAUGUCACACUCGAGCAUUUGCGAACCUAAACCACAAAUUAAAAGGUGACCACCACUCAUAUCAACCUUUAAUCUCAGGAUUUGAAAUUUUGUACCAUCCCUCAAAUGGGCACAAAGAUAAAUUGAAAAUGAAACUGUUUGAACAACAGACCGACCGCACGAUCUCGCCAGCAGUCUAACUCGAUUUAUUUUUUCCUACUUUUGAAUUGUUUAUUUUCGUUUCAAAUAAAAAUGAAAGUUGAAAACUUGAAGUAGCAUUUUAUACCGACUCAUUAUAACUUACCAAAAUAAAAUUAAAGUCGAAAUAACAGUUUUGAGUUCCGUGCUCGAUAAAUCGAUUUUUCCUUUUUAUGUGCACAAUCCAAGCUCAGGUCAGGUUGAAUGAGUCAAGUUCGUCAAGAUAGACUGUAAUUAAUAAAACUAAGUUUCUUCUGUACUAUUGCAAUUUGUCUAUGCCCUCUAUAAAUGGUACGUGACCUUUCAACAAAAACAAGAAGUCUGUUAAAUCGUACCGUAGAGAGAGAAUUCCCAGAGUGAUGUUAAACUCAAAAAAGCAAUAACCCAAGGUUUUGAGUCUCGGGAUCAUUGGACAUCCACAGCCCACCCUCCUUUGUCACGCGAAUGUUUGUGUAGUUUGUACUUUGUACGAAUAACACCUUCAAGGUUGUCAGACUUCUUUCCAGGAAAAACAGGUCCGUUAUCAGCAGCAAUGAUACUUCCAAACCCAACGUUAUAUGUUUGGAAAAGAAAAUGGAAUUCGAUUACGUUGGAAAGCGGAAGUUAUAGUGGAUACAACAAUGAAUUGCGAGGGAGAGAUGUUUUGGAAAGAGGCAAAACGGAGACUCUAUCAAUUCAUUACUAAACGGUAACCUCUAUACAGUUUCUAAACGGUGCUUGUAGUCGUCGUUUCUUUUUCUUUCGAAGAGACAAUUUCGAGGGGGCUGUUGGGCAGAGAGGUAGAGGAAAAACCUGGGGGGGUAAAUGGGAGAGAAAUAGGGAGAAGGGAGAGACGGAGAGAAAGAAGAUUCAGGAGGGGAGAAACCGUCAUGGGGGCAGGGAGGGGGGGAGUGGGGAGGGAAAAGGAAGGAAGGAAGAAGAGGAAGGAGAAACCGUAAUAGAUCGCAUAUGCUGAAAGAUGGAAAUUGAGGAAGUAAUGUCUGAUCUUCUUGCCCUGAGACAAUUAUAUGGACUCCUUCAGAAUAUUGGAUACGGCUUUCGAAACAAAAGCUCAGAAAAUUUGGAUGAACAUGCUCGGCUUUUACUAAAAAAUCUGCUCGACAAUGCUACAGAGAGGUUUUUUGAGACUCAUUCAAAGAUUAUAGCGGCGCAAUCAGGUGUCUCUAAAACUCCCUUCCCAUUCGAGCCACCCAAGGCCGCGCGAAAGUCAAAUUCUCCUGUUUUACCAGAUAAGUUAAAAGCUUUCCCCAGCAUCACUCGAAACUCCAGCGUAGAUUCAAAAUGCCAAACAGUUACUUCACAGAAAGAUGAGCGGCUGCCCAAGAAGCCAACCUUUGAGGGCGCAGCUUCUGAGCUUUAUAGCUCCAAUAAACCCGAGUAUAGAAAGAAACGAUGCCGGAAUUGUGGGCGUCGGAGAAUGAAGCCGCGUAAAACAAGUCCAAACAAAGGCGUUAAUCCUCUAGAUGGUGAGCGACGCAAUCAGUCAAGCCCUUUCGAUGGUGACAACAGGCAAGCAAAAGGAUCACCAGACGUAGAAGUGAAGAGUGUUGAGGCAGUCCCGAGGAGUAACGAAAAUCCAUUUGGGCAGCCGAAAACAGCCCAUCAACUUCAAAGUUGUCACCGAAGCAUGGUUAAUAAUAGCUCAAGCCAUUUGGCGAGUGGGGAAAUCGAAACAGGAGUUGAGGUGGCCAGUCAGACAGGGAAGAUGCCAGACGAAGCCGGUGAUUUUUCAGAGGAUGUCACCAAUGCAGUCAAACGUAUCGAGUCCCGUAUUUCAGCUUUGCAACAAUAUUGUUCUCAGGCUGUGGAAUCUACCAAGACCUGUGCAGCUUGGGGGGGGAUACCCAAGUCUGAAACCCCCCUAAUGCUGUCGCUGUCAAAAGAAGGGUUGGCUACUAGGAGUGAGCUCAGUUAUGGUGGCGAAAAAGUAGUACUGGGUCGGCAAGCGACUGGAGUCGGUAGGAAAUACGAUAACAUUUUGAGCCCAGCACAGCAGCUUCGGCUGCUCAGACAAAAUACGAAGCCCAUUGAGUCACCUAGUCGGAGCGAGGAUGCAACGAAUCAGAUUGGGGGUUAUGUUCACGGGUUCGGGGUCCCUACGACUCUCAGCCGCGAUGACUACUUAUCCAAGAUGCCUCCGUCUCUGGCGAUGAGUCCGCCGACAAUGAAUCCAGACAAAGGAAGCACGACUUUGAGCCCAGCACAGCAGCUGCAGCUGCUCAGACAAAAGACGAAGCCCAUUGAGUCACCGAGUCGGAGCGACGAUUCAACUAGUCAGAUUGGGGAGCUCAGUUAUGGUGGCGAAAAAGUAGUACUGGGUCGGCAAGCGACUGGAGUCGGUAGGAAAUACAAUACGAUUUUGAGCCCAGCACAGCAGCUUCGGCUGCUCAGACAAAAUACGAAGCCCAUUGAGUCACCUAGUCGGAGCGACGAUGCAACGAGUCAGAUUGGGGAUUAUGUUCAUGGGUUCGGGGUCCCUACGACUCUCAGCAGCGAUGACUACUUUCCCAAGAUGCCACCGUCUCUGGCGAUGAGUCCGCCGACAAUGAAUGCAGACAGAGGAAGCACGACUUGGAGCCCAGCACAGCAGCUGCAGCUGCUCAGACAAAAGACGAAGCCCAUUGAGUCACCAAGUCGGAGCGACGAUUCAACUAGUCAGAUUGGGGAUUAUGUUCAAGGGUUCGAGGUCCCUACGACUCACGGCCGCGAUGACUACUUUCCCAAAAGGCCUCCUUCUCCGUUGAUGAGUCCGAUGACCAUGAAAGCAGACAGACCCAGACCGACGAAGGCACUUCAGCGAGUAGAAUCCACGGGUUCUUCUGUCGGGCGUGUUGGUCAAACACAGAGGCCGAGUAGUGGGCGUCAAAUCAGAGAGAAGCAGCUUCCUCAUCGAAUGGCGAUCAAACCAACUCUGCUGGAUCACGAGUCUAGCGAAACAAAACAAGCGUACAGACACAGAAGAAGAGGGACCCACCACAAGAUGACUCACGAGGGCCCACAUAGAGAGAUUUCGCCACCGUGGGAUGAAGAAUCGCACGACUCCUCGGCCUCGUACCUUUCCUCUUCUUCCUCUUCUGGCCCGUUGCCCAGUCAGAUCCGCUCCUCCGACCUUUCCUCCUCUCCCUCUUAUAGUUCACUGCCCAGUCAGAUGCGGGCCCACCAUCGUAUUGGUUUAACGUCAGCAAGAAUGACAAGUGGAAGCAGAUCUGAGGAGAGUAGCUCUGAGUUGGAGGAGAGUGAUAGUGAGAGUGAGAGUGGCAUUAGCGUUCCGCGGACCCACUCUAAAGAUGCGGAUCCACCUCGAAGAAUAGGUCCCAGUAGAACAUACAGAUCGGACCGUAGAAGGAAUUCGGGUAAUGCGAUGGGACGAUUCAGGAGAUUCAAAAACAAGUUGGGGCUAAUUUUUCACCACCACCACCACCACCACCACCAUCAUCACCAUCAAGAUGAUAGUGGUCAUUCCCAAGCGGACCGCCACAAUCAAUCUCUAUGGAAGUCUUCGCAGAAGAUGUUUCAACGGUCAAACCUACAUGAUGUCCGCCACGAUCCAAUGGUUCAGAAGGUGAAAAGAACAAAGGUGCAUAAUGUCCCGAGCAAGCACCAAGUUGGACAUUUUCAUGCGCUGGUGGAAGGGCUGCUGAGGCAUGUUCAGCAUUCGAAGAGAUCAAAGCCGCCACGAGGUGGGAUGGUAGGGUUAGGGGACAAUAUUGGCACACGUGGUGGUAAGAAUGGGGUGAAGAAGUUACGAUGGUGGAAGAUGUUUAGGCGCCACGGUGGAGUGAAGAUUCCGAAAAGACGGCGCGUAAGAGGAGUAGGGUAUUUGAAGAAGAAGAAAAAACCGCUGCUUAAAAUGAGUUAAAAACUUAAUUCAAUUAUUUGUAUUCUUCAAAUCUUAAAAACCUGCAUUUCAAUCCCCUUACAAAAAUCAAACUGUGUAUUGACUCACUGCUGCUACUUGCUAGAAACAGAAGAAGUUAAUACUAGUCUAGAAAUAACCCUCAAACCAGUUAAAAAUAGAUACAAAAUAUUGAGGCUAA
Molecule: messenger RNA, 4657 nt
Organism: Carya illinoinensis
Lineage: Eukaryota; Viridiplantae; Streptophyta; Magnoliopsida; Fagales; Juglandaceae
Exons: 5
Coding region: 1579-4479 (966 amino acids)
Source: RefSeq, a predicted model, not a curated record